This is a messenger RNA of Gamsiella multidivaricata, 1425 nucleotides long. RefSeq names its product UNC93-like protein. Gene Ontology annotation, molecular function: transmembrane transporter activity. The coding region runs from base 1 to 1425 and encodes 474 amino acids. The transcript has 3 exons. NCBI's taxonomy places the organism in Eukaryota, Fungi, Mortierellomycota, Mortierellomycetes, Mortierellales, Mortierellaceae. Gene Ontology annotation, biological process: transmembrane transport. The record is from RefSeq and is a predicted model, not a curated record.
AUGGUCUCUAAAGCCAUGCGCCAGAUCAUUCUGAUCGGUGUCAUCUGCUUCGGCACCAUUGGAAUGUUCAAUGCCAUGUCCUCCAUUGGCAACGCUGGCAAACACUCACCCACCGCCCAAAACCUCGCUGUCACCUCGUCUUCGAUCACCUAUAUUUUCGGAUUCCUCGCUGCUGGGGGAACACACAAUAUGCUUGGGCCAAGGCUUUGUGUAGCCUUCGGUGGACUUUCUUUUUUCCUCUACGCCGGCGGCAUGAUGCUCGCCAAGGACAACGAACACUCGCUCUAUCCACCCCUCGUUGGCAUCCUCCUCGGCCUCGGUGCAGGUCUCAUCUGGGUCACCCAGGGCGCAAUGAUGAUGUCCUAUCCAACAGAAGACAACAAGGCUUGUUUCUGGGCCAUCUUUAACCUCGGCGCCGUCCUAGGCUCAGUCUUUCCGCUUGUCAUGAACAGCGCCCCAGGCAUGGAUCCCGACGACGUCUCGUCUUCAACCUACAUUGUCUACAUGGUCAUCAUGGGUCUCGCCACUUUCCUAGCCAUCUUCCUCGUCCGCCCCUCCAGUAUUGUUCGAGACAACGGCGAGCCCGUUAUUGUCGCAAAGUUUGCAGGUGUCAAAGCCGAGUUCCUCGCCAUCCUCUCGGUCUUUUGCGACUGGCGAAUGCUUCUCUUGAUCCCAGCAUUCUUCUUCUCCAACUUCUCAUACACCUAUCAGUUCAACGACUUCAACGGCUUCAACUUCAACAUCCGGACUCGCUCGCUCAAUUCGAUACUCUUUUGGGUUGCACAAAUCAUUGGCGCCCUCAUGAUUGGAUACCUGCUGGAUCGGUUACCCAUGAAGAGGCCCAGGAGAGCCAUGCUCGGGCUGAUCGUCAUUGCAGCACUUUUCAUGGCCACCUGGAUCGGCGCCCUUAUCAUGCAGCUCAGACAUAAGUGGGAGCGGAAGGUCUCCAACAGCUCCGAGCUCAUUGAUUACGAGCACGCCGACAGCUAUCCAGGACCGCUUUCCAUCUAUGCAAUGUUCGGUUUCUGUGAUGCAGCCUUUGCGGUCUACUGUUACUGGCUCAUGGGCGCUCUCUCCAACAAGCAUGACGAGCUAUCAAGGUACGCAGGAUUCUUCAAGUCGAUUCAAUCGCUCGGGGGUGCUGUUGCUGCACCAUUGGAUCUCGCCCAGACGCCUUUGCUUGCCUAUCUUAUCACCAACUGGAUCCUGUGCGGUUUCUCGAUCGCAGCUAUGUUUCUGGUCUGCAGGACCAUCACCGACACCACCGUUGACAAUGGCGAAGAUGAAGAGGGCGGGAACGAUGAGGAGGAGGGGAUCGUCUUCAAUGACGGAUCGAACGACAUGGCCGUCGCCAACCUUACAGCAUCCCCAUCAUCAGAUCCGGAGAAGCGUCUCUCGCCCCACAAGAGCGCCGCUCAUGGCUGA